AAUGCAAACUAGCUUGCUUUGUAAUACGGAUAUAUAAGGCACUAGGAAACAAUACCAAUGGCAGUAAAGUGUGAUAGUUCGCGACCAUGGCAUCAUCUAAGAUAUUGAUAACAAUCUUCGGAGUGCUGGCUUUAGCAGUAGCAGUCCUCGGUCAAUUUGGUGGUGGUGGAUUUGGCGGUAACCAAGGCGGAUUUGGCGGUAACCAAGGCGGAUUUGGUGGAAGACCAGGCGGAUUUGGUGGAAGACCAGGCGGAUUUGGUGGACCAGGGAACCAAGGCGGUUUUGGUGGACCCGGGAAUCAAGGUUUCGGUGGACAAGGUGGAUUUGGUGGACCAGGUGGAUUUGGUGGACAAGGUGGAUUCGGUCAAGGCGGAUUUGGUGGACCUGGACCCCAAGGAGGUUUUGGUGGUGGCGGCCCAGGUGGAUUCGGUGGAGCCAGACCCCGUGGUGGCAGAUUUGGAGGUGGAGGUUUGGUUGGAAAUGGUUUCCAGUAUUAGUCUGUUACCAACAACAAUACGCAUGUUGAUUUAUUCCCACUGAUUUUUUGCUAGUGAUGUAUUAAUUUCAUGUUCAAUUGUUCGGUUUCUGGUGUCUUAUGUAUUGGAAUAAUUAAUUCUUCGUACCAUGAAAACAUGAGGUUGAAAAACCCUUCCCGUAUCGUUUGUUAUGUUAUCUAGAAACCGUGCACUUGAUAUGUAUGCCCCCUUUAUGUUACAGGUUGUAUAAAAUAAUUGUUUUACUAGUCACUGUAUAAUAGGUACAGAAGCAAAUAAUAUUUCUACCAUAUCUAUUGACAUUUCCAAAAUAAAAUGUAAAUAGUAAAAUUUUACAAUGCCAUAACGUUCUAUUUAAAUAUUAUGCCGAUCGUUUUCCACGAAACGGAAUUAUUUACGUAAGUGCCGAAAAUAAAAUAUUUAUUUUAA
Molecule: messenger RNA, 923 nt
Organism: Spodoptera frugiperda (fall armyworm)
Lineage: Eukaryota; Metazoa; Arthropoda; Insecta; Lepidoptera; Noctuidae
Exons: 2
Coding region: 87-497 (136 amino acids)
Source: RefSeq, a predicted model, not a curated record